CUAGAUUGUGUUCAACAUCUCUUCCUACCUACGUAAUGCUUAGGGUCUGUUUAGGACACAUCUAGAUAUGACAUAAUUUAACCUUGUGUUCACUAUGUUUGUGCUCUAUUUUUUUUAUUGUCCUAGAUUUUUUUUUAUUCCUUGUUGCUGUGUUAUUUAUGAGAGUUUAGAUGUGACAUCCUUAAAAAAGUAUCUGCAGCAUGCAUGUGACACCCAAUUUACUAUUCUUCUUCUUCUGCCCCUCCCUCCCCUAAUGUAGCCAUGUACGUAGUAGCUACUAGGCUGUAAGUACUAUUUUUUUUAUUAACAACUAACCAGAUAUCCUUGUCAUCUGCAAACUAUGCAUUAUUAUUAUUAUUAUAUCUUGUUGAUUCUUACUGGCAAUGUAACAAGCCUAGUUAGUAGUAUUCACCGAACCUUCCUUUUUGUUUGUUUCAUGUCUUGUUUCACACACCACACCACACAGAGAGGCUAUGACCCGCAGUGGCUGUCCAUCACCUUCUCCAAGGCUAUUUUCCUCGGAAAUGGCCUGAUUGCCAUCAUAGCUGGGCUGUUUGCUAACCUGCUCGCUGACAACUUGGGCUUUGGUCCAGUGGCUCCUUUCGAUGCCGCCGCUUGCUUCCUGGCAAUUGGCAUGGCUAUCAUCAUGUCCUCAUGGAGUGAAAACUAUGGAGAUCAAUCUGAAGGCAAGGACUUGAUGUCCCAGUUCAAGGUUGCCGCCAAGGCAAUCGCUUCAGGUAUAUAUUAUGCUUACCGCGCGCUUCACUUCCUUUAUUGGACGGACGGACUGCAACACAACCAACAUUAUUAAACGUGUAUAUAUUGUCAACUUAGAAGAAGAAGAUUUGUUAUUCUCACACUAACCAUGAACGAACGAACGAACGAAUGAAUCUCCAGAUGAGAAAAUCGCAUUGCUGGGAGCCAUUCAGUCGUUGUUUGAGGGCUCCAUGUACACUUUUGUCUUCCUUUGGACUCCAGCAUUGAGCCCAAAUGACCAAGACAUUCCUCAUGGCUUUAUAUUUGCCACCUUCAUGCUGUCAUCUAUGCUGGGUAGCUCCAUUGCUUCACGCCUACUGGCCCGCAAGAUGAAGGUUGAAGGUUAUAUGCAGAUCGUGUUUGCAGUGUCGGCCUUUACCCUUUUCCUCCCAGUUGCCACCAGUGUAAGACCAAACAGCUCACCGCUACUGUUUCUUUCUUUCUUUCUUUCUUUCUUUCUUUCUUUCUUUCUCUGCCUUUCUAAGAUAGAUUACCUUACUGAUAGCAUGUUCGUAUGUGUGUGACAGCUUCUGGUGCCGACGUCUUCAGUGAAAGGAAGUGGCAUCUCGUUUGGUGGCUCUCUACAGCUGCUUGGUUUCUGUACCUUUGAGUCAUGCGUCGGCAUUUUCUGGCCAUCUAUCAUGAAGAUGAGAUCUCAGUAUAUUCCUGAGGAGGCGAGAAGCACCAUCAUGAACUUCUUCCGCAUACCACUGAACCUGUUUGUCUGUGUGGUGCUUUACAAUGUGAAUGCUUUCCCUAUCACCGUCAUGUUUGGCAUGUGUUCCAUCUUCCUCUUCAUGGCGGCAAUCUUGCAGAGACGGCUCAUGCUUGUCGCUGACCUACACAAGCUAUCCACAAAAUCACAAGAGAUGACCGCGCAAGACGAGCCUCUAAAUCCUUGAAAGGCCAACACACCCAAGAGUGAAUCAGAUACGCCAUACUCCACCUGGGUGCUGGCGGAAUAAGAUGGAAUUGGGGAAAGCAAAAUAUGUUUUGAUUGUAAUAUUUUUUCUGUAGCGUAGAUCAGAUCGAUAUUAUUAUUGGCUAGGCACGAGGACAUGGAUGGGUACACCAAAGCAAGAAUUGAGAGGCUGCUGAGUGAAUUGGUAUAGUCUAUCAAUUUUAUGAUUCCUCCUCUUGUUGUUCAUCGGGACGGCAUUAUUUGUGUUCAAUAC
Molecule: messenger RNA, 1931 nt
Organism: Aegilops tauschii subsp. strangulata
Lineage: Eukaryota; Viridiplantae; Streptophyta; Magnoliopsida; Poales; Poaceae
Source: RefSeq, a predicted model, not a curated record